AUGGAAAUGUCAUUAGAUGUUUAUUUACGAAAGCACUUGUUUGCAAAUUCAAAACCACUGUCAACAAAAUUGGAUAUUAUUGAACAGAUCAUUGAACAAGUUGGAAUUGGAAUUCAUUCUUUGCAUUCAAAGGAAUUAGCUCAUCGUGAUUUGAAGGAAGCAAAUAUUUUGGUCAGUGGUUCAAACAAGCUCUUCAUUUGCUUGUGUGAUUUUGAUUUUGUCAAUGAUAACCUCACAACAUCCUUAUCUAUUGUGGGGACUCCAAAAUAUCUUCCUCCUGAAAUGAUUAGUCAGGGGAUCCUUUUAAAGAAGAAUAGUACAAAGAUUGACAUUUGGUGCUUUGGAAUAAUCAUUUUUAGAAUAUUGUGUGAAUUACUUGGUAUUGAUUGUUUUUCAGAUUGUCCUGAAGAGAUACUCGUAGAAGAUGAUAUAAGAUUAGGAAGAGCAAAGGAUAGCGAACAAUUGAGACAAUAUCUGGAUAAGAAACUUUCAACAUCAGAGCUAUUGAUCAAUUAUACUUUGGGAGAAGGAAGAAGAAUCACCCGAUUUAUUGAACUUACGAGGCAAUUACUCGAAUACCAAUAUGAGAAGAGGCCAAAUGCUUCCACAUUAAUUGAACUCAUUCAGACUCCUUGA
Molecule: messenger RNA, 636 nt
Organism: Naegleria gruberi
Lineage: Eukaryota; Heterolobosea; Eutetramitea; Acrasida; Naegleriidae
Exons: 1
Coding region: 1-636 (211 amino acids)
Biological process (GO): protein phosphorylation
Molecular function (GO): ATP binding; protein kinase activity
Source: RefSeq, a predicted model, not a curated record